Messenger RNA from Pelobates cultripes (western spadefoot toad), 13379 nucleotides. The record is from the annotation of a GenBank genome assembly. NCBI's taxonomy places the organism in Eukaryota, Metazoa, Chordata, Amphibia, Anura, Pelobatidae.
AUGUGCACCCUCCAUAUGAAUAGGAAGUUAUGGUCUGAUUGGGUCGGUGUUGGUCAGUUUGUCAACUUACACUGUUAGAAGCUUGAUUGCAAGCUCUUCAGUUCAAAUGCUUUUAUGUUUGUGCUAUUCACAUAUGCUUAUUGCUGAUGUUACCUCUAAUAAAUACUUGUUACUAAAUUUAGAUAGUUUGCAUUAUCAAGGGGAAAAAAACGACUGCUGAGCGAUUUAAUGCAGUAUUGUUGUUGUUUUCUUCUUUUUUCUAAAAACACAAUUGGGUAAUCUCUAAAUCCUGGACUGAUAGGGUCUUUAGUUUUAUUCAAAAGCAUUAUUAAGACACAAGAGUUAACAUAACUUUUAGAAUAUUUUUUUUUGGUUGAUAUAGGUGGAGUCGCUAUUGCCAACAAUCUGCUAAAUAAAUGUCACAUCAACUUGCAAGUCCGAGACGUGAUAGAAUGCGAUGCCCAUGUUUUUGUUUCUCUCUAUGAAGCCAUUUUAGGAGAGAAAGUUCCAGGUAAGACCUACGUUUUACUAUAGUGUAUUCCAAUGAGAUUAUGUGUGUGUUAUUAUACAUUGUUUGGCAAAAUCUGUUUGGGCUGAUUCAUAAAUAUUGAAUGUUUCCGGCCCCAAAAGGUAGACAAAUUAAUGCAAGGAGCCCACCCAAAGGAUAAUGAGGGUACAAAGCCCAGAGACUUCUUGCACCAUAACUACAGUAAGCUGUUUGGCACGAUUAGGCAACCUUUGGCAGACUAAAUUUACCGUAACGCUUUUACAGCUAGAAUUCUGGCAAAUCCUCCAGGAAGACGUAAUCAAUAUCUGUAGUUCACCAAGGUUGCAGACUCCAAUCUGUAGCAGUUAUACUGCUUAGUGUCUACUUUACACAUUUUUGUAAACAACACAUGUAUGUAUAAUGUGUGAAGAUCUUCCUAACUGUCGGCAAUCUGUGUUAUUAAGCCAUGUAAUUUAUUUGUAUAUUUUUGUAAAACUUUUUUUUUUUCCUCUCUCUGCAGAUUAUAUUCUGAGCUCUCGGGGUCCAGAAGAUGACGCACACAAUGUCCAGUCUGUAAUUGACUCUCUUGCACUUGACUAUUUACAAGUCAGUCUAUCCCAUAUAACAGGUAAAACCUAAUCCUUUGUAGACAAUGGGCACAACUUGAAUCCUUGUUAUUAUUUGUGGGAUAAUUAGUCCAAUAAUCUUGAGCCAUGAAAUCAUCUUUGCAGACCUGACACAAUGAAUUGUAUAUUGUAAGCAAAAAAUAGUAAAAUUGGAAAAGCUCUCUGAUUUGAAUGUAUUCCUUUCUGUUCAGGGGAGAAUAUCGUCAGGGGAGACGCUGAAUCAAUUCAGAAUCUGUUGGAAAUUUUUGAUGGGUUAUUGGAAUAUCUGACAGAACAAAUCAGCGAAGUAUCUUCUCAGAAUGGAGGUGAGAGCAUCCAUGGGACUUUCAACACAUUUCCAACUUGUUUUGGAAUUUGAAGACUUGACCUGUCACUCUGAACCUUCUGCUUAUCACACAUGGCGACUAUGUAAUUUUGUUUUGGUUUUUCCAGAUGAUUCGGACAACCAUUUCCAUUCCAGGGUGCAGCAAGAGGGGAUUUUGAACGGGCAGGGUGGUCUAAAACCUCCUCCGUGUGCAGGGUAAGUAUACAUUCACUGCUGUUUACUAAACACUGAAUGGCGACCAAAUAAUAAAAUAAUCUAAUUGAAUACCACCCUGUUGCAGUCAUCUUGGCAGGUUUUCAGCUCAAUCUUCUGAAAUCUCUUUCCCAUCGUGGGAUGUGGAUGGUUCGGAAUCUACCGCUGAACUAAUCAAACUCGGGGAUACUGCGCACACAUUCACUGUCCGGGGUGAGUCCUCGCUUCAUACAUGAAACAUUGAUGGAUUGCCAAUUAAAUUGUUACUGCAAUGCAUUUCUUCUCGAUGGGGAUAACCGCAUACGUGUAAAUGUCUGUACACACUUGUGGAAAAGCCUAUACAAAUAUAUUUAUAUAAUGUGUUGAUUUGAUGCUGUUAGUAGUCCACUCUGGUAUGAUUUAAGAAAUUCAGAUUUUCUCAUUUCAUGCGAUCUCUGCAGGAUCGGAUUUGGAAAGAUUAAAGGUUUCAUUGAAAGACGACAAAUCAGUCUCUCAAAAGUCUUUACGUGACCGUGAUCGAUCCUCAUCACCACAAGCGCCAAGGGGGUCUUUCCAUAAUCAGGAGUCGCCCAAAUCCCGUAAGUAAUUGUGCUGUCUGCAUUGGAGAAUGAUACACAGUAAGGGCCCAGCAGCUAUUUAUACAUGUUAAGCUAGCCUUGUUCUGCAGGAACUACUUUUGUCUUUGUUUUUGCUAUCACAGUGAUUCCAUAUAUCUAUGGCUCUCAUAUUGGCUGGAGUGAUAUGUAAUCUGUCAGAUGUUAUAAGCUUGCUCAGCUGGACUGUGUCCCUUUGCCAGUGUCUCCUUGUAGUCCGAUCUGAUCACUGUGAUAAAGUGUACAAAAUGUGUGCAACUAUGAACCGUUUAGGUUAAUUGAAUUACUUUGUUUUUCAGGGUCUCGUGUUCUGAAUGGUGUGCAUCUGGGUGAAAUGAGGAAACCGGAAGAAACUCCUGCAACAGCUAUUCCGCUAAACCCCCCUUAUCAGCCUGACCAAGCCCAUCACCAUCUUUUGGCCACUACAGGGAGGAGUGGGGAGCGCCUGCCUUCUAUUGAAGGUACCUAUAAUGUUUCAGUAUCAGUCUUUAACACUAAUCCUAAUUUUGAACAGGUUUGAUAUUGUGUCUAGUAAGCUUUCAGCAGAUUAGUAAUAUUUUAUUAUUUCAAUAAUCCUUAGAUGGCAGCGAUCGAACAAUCCACAGACCUGAGCAGCGGGAUUUGCAGUGUGACCCAACUGGUUUAGCUGAGGUGAGCGAAGACUUGAACUAUAAAAUUUCAAAUUGUCCUCAUAAAAUGAAUCUAUUAAAGCUGUUGAAAAAAAUGUCACUCGGGGCUUGAAAUAAACUAAAUACAAUAAUAAAAAGUCGAAAUGGAGGAAGUGUGUACAGAUCAAUAGCGCUUAAGCGCAGGGCUGUCUCUCACCAUGGGCACGCUGGGCAGUUGCCCGUGGGCCAAACCACGCCUUUUGAUCCUUUAAUCUCCCCUGCCGGCCCAUGGAGAGCUGGGCCAGGGGAGAGAUCAAAGAUCUCACUCACUGGCCCAAAGACAACCUCUGGAUAUGACGCGGAGCAUGUGCACUCAACUUAUUUGGUCGACCAUGGCGAGGCCUGUUCUGAGUGGAACCUGUCCUGUAAAACUGCUAUAUGGUCUUGCACGCUGUGCUGCAGCUCAGUUUCAGGGUCUUGGCAAUCUUCCUAUAGCCUAUGCCAUCUUUAUGAAGAGCAACAAUUUUUUAAAAAAAUUUUUUCAGUUCCCCUGAGAGUUCUUUGCUAUGAGGUGCCGUGUUGAACUUCCAGUGACCAGUGUGAAAGCGAUAACAGCAAAUUUAACACACCUACUCCCCAUUCACACUUGAGACCUUGUAACACUAAUGGAUCACAUGACAACGGGGAGGGAAAAUGGCUAAUUAGGCCCAAUUUGAACAUUUCCACCUAGGGGUGUACUCACUUUUGUUGCCAACGGUCCGGGCCGGGCCGUCCAUAGACAGUGCUGGAGCCAUGGCAGGGCUCCAGGCUGCACUCUGACAGGGGCGGCAUUUUCAUACUUUGAUCCAGGCAGCACAAUGUCAGUGUGAGUUAUUUUGAAGGGGACAGCAAAUUUACACUGUUAUACAGUGUCCUUGCCUGGAAAUUAUAGACCUGUGAGCUUAACUUCUGCGGCUGGUAAAAUAUUUGAAAGGUUAUUAAGGGAUAAUAUUCAAGAAUUCCUUGAGAAGAACAUGGUUAUCAGCAAAAAUCAGCAUGGUUUUAUGAAGCACAGGUCAUGUCAAACUAACUUGAUUGCGUUCUACGAAGAAGUAAGUAGAAGUAUAGAUCAGGGUGUUGCAGUGGAUGUGAUUUAUUUGGAUUUUGCCAUGUCAUUUGAUACAGUUCCACACAAUAGAUUAGUGUUCAAACUCAAGGAAAUCGGUCUAGAUGAAAAUGCUUGUUCUUGGGUAGAACAUUGGCUUAAAAAUAGAGUACAAAGAGUUGUCAUUAAUGGUAAAUUUUUAAGCUGGACAGAGGUGGCAAGUGGUGUCCCUCAGGGGUCUGUUCUGGGACCCCUUCUAGAAAAAGUUCAGAGGCGGGCUACAAAAUUAAUAAAAGGAAUGGAACAUAUCAGCUAUGAAGAAAGGUUAACAAAUGUAAACCUAUUUAGUUUAGAAAAACGUCGCCUGAGAGGGGAUAUGAUAACAUUAUAUAAAUAUAUUCGGGACCAAUACAAACCAUUGUGUGGAAAUCUAUUCACAAACUGGACUUUACAUAGGACACGAGGCCAUGCGUUUAGACUGGAAGAAAGAAGAUUUCGUCUAAGGCAAAUGAAAGUGUUCUUACAGAAAAAAAAAAAAAAAAAAAAAUCAGGAUGUUGAGUUCUCUGCCUGAAGAAGUGGUUUUCAGAGUCCAUACAGAUGUUCAAACAGCUACUAUAUGCAUACUUGCAAAAACAGAAUAUUCAAGGAUAUAAUCUUUCAAUGUAGGGUAAUAACUGCUUGAUCCAAGGAUAAAUCUGACUGCCAUUCUGGGGUCAAGAAGGAAUUUUUAUUCCUAGCUUGUUGCAAAAUUGUGCUUAAAACUGGGUUUUUGUUUGCCUUUUGGAUCAACAUCAAAAAACAAAUGUGAGGAAGGCUGAACUUGAUGGAAGCAAGUCUCUUUUCAGCUAUGUAACUAUGUAAAAUACAGGCUGUACACUUACUACUUUACCUUGUAGCAGAGUGUAAUUUCUUCAUUGUCAAAAAAAAAAAAAAUGUGAGGGGUGUACGCACUUUGGUGAGAUAAUGUAUGUAUUGCAUUUGUUGGAGGUACCAACAAAUAUAAGCUUAAGUUUAUUGAUAAUUUACAUUUGUAUUACUGUGAGUUGUGUAGGCAGGGCCCUAGGUUACUGCUUUCCCUGGGGGCCCAUUAUGCUGUUGAGAUGGCACUGCUUAAGCGUAAACUAGCAAAACAGCAGCUCAAACACUUUUUUGUGUGGGGAAAACCUUCGUUCCCACACACCAUGUUAAAACAAAGCAUACAGUGGCAUACUCUGAGUAAAACGUAGGGUUGCUUACCCUUAACAAUCUUGAAAGGUAUAGGUGUAUAUAUCCCAAGCCCAGAAAAAAUAGAGACAGAAUAUAGUGCAGAUGGUAACUCUGCACUUAAUGGAUGUACAUCGAAAAAGGUCAGACCACUCACAUGUAACAGAGCCUAAAUGAAUUGGCUCAGUAAAUAAUGUUCUUGAGCUUUUUAGCGUAGCAUCUCACCACUUCCUCUGGUCUGAUGGAACACUCUCAAUAAAGAGAAAAGGGUUGCCUUCUGUAUACCUUGAAAUAGAUUAGUUUGCGGCAUAAAAUAAACUUUUUUUAUUUUAUUUUAUUUUAUAUAUCUGUGUAAUUAUACAUCUUUUAUGUGUUCUUUUACAGACCUCUCCUUUAUGUCAUAAGAAAGUUGCCUUUCGGACCUUGCCGGAGAUCCGCUUUAUGACUCAAAGCACACAAGUAGACCAUGACAGUUGUCCGUCAGCUAGUGAGGAAGAAGAAGGAAGCGCAGACUCUGCAGGAUUGCGGCUUAAUGGUGCCCAUCGCACAACCAUGUCUGAAAGUUCCCUAAGAGAGUGAGUAUUAUAACCUUAAAAUAUUAACAGUCUAACAGAAGCCAUUACUAUAAUGUAAAUUCUUCUUAUUUUGGUAUUUUCAAUAAGCAAGUCAUGUUAUUAUCCAAAAUGCCUGGCUCUCAUAGUAACUGUUUAUAUAGACAAUAAAAUAGACAUUCUUAUUCACUUAACGGAUUCAUUUUACCUUACUCUUCUAACCCUAGUGGUUGAUUCAAGCAAUGUCGUCUUGUUUUUCCAGUUCUCUGAAUUCUGAUGGUACACAAAGACUUUUCACGGAAGAGCCCAUCUCUGUUCAGAGAGCAAGGAACAGGUUGUCCGAGCAGGAGCUGAAGGAAAUGUCUGAGAAGCUUGCCCGUCGACUGGAUGCCCUGGAUCAGGUUAGUCUGGCAUCGGAAGUUUUAGGAUGCCUCCACAAAUAUUCCGAUUUUUGCAGAUGACCUAUUACACUCUUCUUGGGAGCUGUGUGUAGAAUAACCCCUUUUUGUGACGAACAGAUGUUGAAAAAGGCAUUGGGUGAGCAAGGGCUUGAUACUGAUCUGAAGGAGGAAGAUAAAUUAUCCCAGCAUAGUGACAGCAUUAUGGAAUUUCGCAGGAAGAAGCAGCUGCAAGGUAAGAAAGUAGAACCUGACCUCUCCUGCAUGCAUUCACAGCUAGUAAUUCACCAAUGCUCUAUGAAUGGGUAACAAAUUUAAGUAAAAAGGCAAUUUGUUACAUAUAGGCCAAAGAGUUUGUUAAAUGUAUUUCCUGAUUAAUUUUAUUGUUUUAUUUAAUUCUUCAAAAAUCCUUGUGUGGUGAAUAAACUGCAAUUUCUCUUAAUUGGCAUGAAUCCCCAGUUGUAGCCACUCUGAUGUAUGUUUUAAGAUUACACUGUUACCCACCAUAUGCUAAGGGCUUUGUUUAAUAAAACGGUGGGGGGGUGUGUGUCAGUAGGGAUUUUUAAGCCCUUCUGCACCGCGAGGGAGGGGGGCACUGUAGGGAGCUAUAGUGCCAGGAAAACACCUUGACUGUAAAAUUAUUAUUAUCAUUUAUAUAGCGCCAACAGAUUCUGUAGCGCUUUACAAUAUUUUGAGAGGGGGGAUGUAACAAUAAAUAGGACAAUUACAAGAAAACUUACAGGAACAAUAGGUUGAAGAGGACCCUGCUCAAACGAGCUUACAGACUAUAGGAGGUGGGGUAUUAGAAACAUUAGGACAAGAAUGAGAUGUUUUAUGCAAUAAAUCUGUAUAGGGGGCCAGUGUCUGUAGCAUUCUGUGUUGGAUGAAGCACUUUAAACUCCCAUAACACCCAGCACAUGGAGAUAGACUGAAGUGCAGUCCAUUAUUCUAGAAAUAUAUUCUAUUGAUAGAGCAUCAUGUGGUCAUUGGGGCUUUUCCAGGGUUUCUGGAUAUCUGAUCUAAUUUAAAAAAAUAUUUUUUUCGUUGGUAAAUGUUUGCUCUUUUCCCAGCUGUCCAGCACUCAAAGAAACUUCCCACCAGGCCGCGGUCUCUGUCUUCCUCUCCAAUACCCCAUGUUCCCUCACUCAGUGCACAGUUUGAGGAUGUACUUCAUAAAGAAGGCAAGGGCGAGAUGGGCCGGAUUAGAAGAGAGGUGCAGAAAGGGCUGGACCAGCAGCGAGUAAAGUCACAGGUGGGUGUGUGAUAUGAUGUAAUUAGAGUAUGUGAAGGAGAGACGUUAAAGGAACAGAAACCUAUAUUCCUGACCCUAUAGUAUUAAUAAAACCAUGUUCGCCUCCCACCCCCCCCUUGUUUGUGUGAAGGUUUUGUAAUAAAUAUAUUUAUUUUUAAUUUUGCACAGAUGUUAAAUCAAGCCUACGAGGAGGAAUUGAAAGAUUUGGAAGACCGAGAAAUGGCCAAAUUGUCCAAAUUAAAAGCCAGAUUAAAAAAGUCGGUAUGUUACCCCCAGUGAAAUUACAUGCGUGUCUUGCUGCUGCUUCUUUUUAACCAUAUCCUAUAGGUUUGAGUUAAGCCCCUAUUUUAAUGCAUUGUACAGAUGAACUUUUCCAGGGUUAUUCAUUGAAUCUUGACAAUUUAAAAGUGAGUUUACAGUUUGUUCAAAAUUACUGAAACCAUAGCUCAAUUGGAGCCAUUUUUACAGUUCCUCAAGUGUGGCCAGAAAUUUCCAAUUCAGUUCACACCGUAGAGAAUAAUCCUGUUUUUAGUGCAAACCUUGUGAGCUAUGUGGAUUGCAAAGGAGACCUGAAAGGACCAUGAGAACUCAUGUUACAGGCUCACCUUAAGACGGAAUGAUCAAAUCAUUUUAGCUUCUGAGAUCCAUACCAGCAGAAUACAGGACCGUCCACCACAAGGCGUGCAAAUGCUCUGUUGAAGAAAACCAGAGAAUAUGAGAACUCUGAGAACAGACAAAAGCUUAGAGAAACUCAGUAGCUUGCCCUUCGGUACAUCCCCGCUCAGGUCUCAAAAUAGUUUUUGCUCACUUGUGCCGUUACAGAGAGCUCUGUUCUACUUGUGUCUCCUGACGUCCAGUGUUAUUACAUGUAGCAUGGGGGCCCACCAUUCCCCAUGAUGCUAAGAAAGCAUUUUUGCUGGCCAGUAUCAAGAGAUCUGUAAUCCACUGGAACGUGCAAGAGCAAAGCAAUACAAUCUACCAGUUUGAACAUUUGGCCAAAAACCUCUCAGUGGUGUGGUAUACAGUGAGUUUGUUGUUGUAUUUGGGAGAUAUAACUGAACACAAAAUUGCUCCCUUUUUAAAUUUUUUUCCUUUCUUCCCCUGUAGUAGCACAUAUCAGGCUAUCAAAAUUCAAAGGUAAAAUUCCUAGUUGUUGAUGUAGAUUUUAUAGAAAGAUACCUGUUUGAAACUUGUUGGUUUAUAGAAUCUGCACAUCGUGGAGACUUCCAUUAGUGAGUCCUCCCGGACUCAAAUUGCACCUGUAAACCCAGACAAGUGUGUUAACUAAAGUGAGAAUUCUCUGGAAUUCAACGUUCAUCUCCGUUUUAAAGGGACACUCCAGACCCUUAAACCACUUGCUGAAAAGCUUUAUGUGAAUAGUCUCUUAUUUUUUUACAUUUUGCAAAAAGUGCAGAUUUUUUUUUAUUUUAUUUUUUUCUUUCUUUAUUAAUUAACCUAGUUAGACCUUCCUGGCUGUCAAUCAGAUUAAAGAUUGUUACUUCAUUGUUAUUUGGCUCAGUGGAGCUAAACGCAAGAGGCUGCAAUUGCCCAGAGCACUUGCCCUGCAAAUACUUCUCAUUGAGCUGCAUUGGGAAGGCUGUGAUUGGACAGCCACAGAAAGUCUGGGCAGGGUUAGAAGGGGAAUUACACUUUUUUUUUUUUUUCAAAAGUCCUCCAGUGCAGCUACUUUGGCCUUAAAUUUUAAAUUAAGCUUGACUUCCCAACAAAUCUCACUUUAACCGUGAGAGACUCCGAUUAAAACCUGAAAAAUGCUGCAUUUCCGUUGUGCACAUUUGUUACUUAGUCUGUAGUUGGUAUUAUCCUAGUUCUCCUUAAAGAGUGAAAUUAAGUGUUCAUAUUAAUCCAAAAGGUAUUCUGUGUUCAAGCUUCUGUCAUUUUAAGUCUUGAUAUGAAUAUUGUCCUAACCUGUUAAUGUUUUCUCCCUGGAAGGAGCAAGAAUGUAAGGAAAAUAUAUUUAAACAGCCGUCAAAAAGAUCUCAAGCAGAGAGAAUUUACUCCAGGAAACAGACUUCCCGUAAAAACGGGCAGCGGCCACCGUCUAGCCGUCCGCCUACACAAAGUAAGAGUCGGCGCGAAACAUACAGAACUUCAUGAAUGUUAGUUAUGUGGAGAGCUGGAGCGUAAGGUACCUUUUAGUAACAGUGUCUGUUCCCUUUCAGUGAAGAUCAAGGAUAACGACAUGCUUCCUGUGCUGUUGGACGAGUUUCCCCAUCUGCAAAUAUCCCCCCACACACUGAAUACCAUGUGGAAGGGGCAGUCCGUGCAGAUUGAGCAGCUUAGUAAGGUUGCUGAGGAUGAUGAGCGCAGUGAAAGACGGCUGCAGCAAGAGGUAAUGCGUUAGAGUGCUGUGGGAACAAACUGGAUACCAUCAGGGUUGUUAUUCACUAAAGGGAGAAUUGCUGGGUAUUCAAAUUGUAGUGAAACUGGAAUAAGAACUCCAGGUCCGUUAUUCUUCUAGUUUAGCUUCUACUGGCUUUUAAUUUGAAACUCUUUAGUGAAUAUCCCUCCAUGGGUUUUAUGGCUCCUGAGUCUUGGCUUGAGAGUGUCUUCUAAAUGCUAACAGGAAUCUUUGUAACACUGUAUGUUUACUGUGGUUAACCUGUAACCUUCAGGGUGGCCUUGGUAGUUUGCUUCUAUCAAUGCUAGCUGGAGAAACCUCGUGUUAUGUGAAACUUUACCAAGAACGGUCCAGUCCUCUAAAGCACUGAUCAUCGUUCUUGUCUAAGUACAUCUACAAAAUUAACCCAGGAUGGCUCACUAAUUACCAUGUCUCUGGCUUUUUGCAGGUAAAUGACGCUCACAAAAAACAAGAACUGCUGGUGGACCUUAUCAAAAAGGAGCAGGAACAUAAGCAACGUCUGGUUAGUAACAUUUAACCUGAAUCUUGUGCUCUAUACCCGCUACUCUCACAUUAGUUGGGCUCUAUACCCGCUACUCUCACAUUAGUUGGGCUCUAUACCCGCUACUCUCACAAUAGUUGGGCUCUAUACCCGCUACUCUCACAAUAGUUGGGCUCUAUAUCCAUUCCUGCUAUGAAACCCGAGCAUCCCAAAUCCAUCCUUCCUUGUAGCCAGCAGCCACCAGAAUUUCCUCAGUUUCCCCUGCCCAAACAUCAUUCCCUGUACCCACUACUACUGCAAGACUAAAACUCAGUUCUGAGUUUGUUAGUCUUGCAGAAGGAAAAUGUCUGUCUCUGCCACAUUUUGGUUUUGUUUAAUUUUCCUUCCUUCGUUAUCAUUUUCCUUACUUUGUAGAAAGAUUUCAAGGAUCGAAUCAGACUUCAGAAAACUGCUCAGAAUAAAAUGAAGGAGAAUCGGCAACAGGUAGCCCGCGCUAAGCGAUACUACAAUGAUUACCAUGUACAGCUCAGAGCAAAAAUGAUGAGGGCGCGGACCCGAGAAGAGCGGGUAAGUACCAGAACUCCCAGUGUACCAUCGUUGUUAAGUUCUACUCUGUGAUUCUGGAAAGGGGGAUUCUUUCUGGGGAUUCUUUUAGCAGUUGUCUAUUUAAGCCUGGGGGUAUCGAUAGACUCGUUUGAUUACAAUUGUAGUGAAUGCAUUGUUGUUCUAUGUAAGCUAGAAAUGAGCUGAAUUGUUCUUUCUUCUCGCCUUAGAUUGUUAAGAAACUCUUUGCUGAUGGGUUGGAGCUGCAGAAACAGAGACUUCGAGAAAUGCGAUCAUAUGCAAAGGAGCUGCGAGAGGAGCAGAGAAAGCGGCAUAAAGAUGAGUUGGAGUCCAUGGAAAACUACUACAAGGAUCAGGUAAGAAUGCACGCUUUGCUAUUUACAGUUGGCUACUAAAAAGACUUGACAUACCCCAUUUUCUAUACCUGGGUUGUCUGCAUUUGCAAAGGGUAUCAUGAUGGUGUUUAUUUUCAUUUCUGGGCAACAUAGGCCCAGCAAACCAAUCUGUCAAAUGUCAAUGUGUAAAAACUGAAAUGGGCAAACUCUUUAUUUAACCCCAUGAAACCUGUACUUGUGGGACAUCACAGCAUACAAAUAUGUAUUUUAUUGCAGUAAAAUCUCAUGGUAUGACAUUCACAGUUAAAAUGACAUGCAGAACAUGGAAAAUUAUAUUUCUUAAUUUCUCACAUGAUUUAAAAAAAAAAAAAAAAAUUUUUUUAUUAGUAUUGUUUCAAAUAUAAAUAUUUGAUGUGAAAAGAAAGCCCUAUUUCAUAUUUAAAUAUUUGAUGUGAAAAGAAAGCCUUAUUUCAUAUAUAAAUAUUUGAUGUGAAAAGAAAGCCCUAUUUCUCCUGAACAAAAUGAUGCAUAAUAAGUGUGGAUGCAAUUAAUAUGAAAUAAAUAAAUGUAUGCUUGAUUGGACAUAGAGUGCAAAAUCCCGGUUGUGUUAUGGUUUAGACCUUUGACUAUUGUCCCCGUCCUUAAGGGGUUAAGGGAGGGUAACCAGUCCCUAUCGUUUUUUUUUUGUUUUUUUUAUAUAGGUUAAUAGUCAUAUUUGGUAGAAUGUGAAAACUGUGGCCCCAACUCUUUUAUCAUAGCACAGUACAAGCUCCUCCCACUCCCUCAAAGACUGUCCAAUUGGCAAUGAGCAAUAAAAGCCUGAUACAAGAUUGUCACAUGAUUCCCAACCUUGUUUGAGAGUAAUACAUUUUUGAUGAUCUGAUUAGAACCAUAGUGUAGUAAAUAACACUGUGUGGACAUUGGAUAAAGUGUUUUUCCUGUCUGGUUUUAGUUUUCAAUGCUGGCAGAGGCAGUUACUCAGGAACGCCACAAUAUUGAAGUCCAGGAGAAGGUGCAAGGAAAGGUAAAUAUCUGCGUGUGUUUUUUUUUUUUUUUAUUGUCCCCAAGUUUUGGGUGACUUCUGUAAAGUGUACAGUAUGCUGUAGUGGUUAUGGUGCUCUCUCAAACCAUUUAUGAGCAGCUGGACACCAACCAUCAAAUUAUCAAAGUUUCAAAAAGCUUAUUCUUGGGCCACGUUUAUUAUAAAGGCUACCUGCACCAUAACUCUGCUCCUUGAAUGGACUGUGGUGCAGUCAGGUUCCCUGCAUACUGGUGGACAUAACUGCAGUUUAUAAGACUUGUUGCAGCUAGAAUUCUGCUCCGAGAGGCCCCUUUAUAGUGACCAGUUAACUUCCCUCAGUGAAACAAUGUGGCACAAGCGCAUGCAGAGCAGAAGCACUAAUGCCCACCCAGACACAUCACUGCAGAGUGUGGAAACUCCGAGAGCACAUAGCAACCAAAAUGGUUAAUCCACAGCCAUUCUGUCCCACUCAUUCUCUUUAACCCCUUAAGGAUACAUGACAUGUGUGACAUGUCAUGAUUCCCUUUUAUUCCAGAAGUUUGGUCCUUAAGGGGUUAAGCAGUAGAGGAUAAACUACAUCUCCCAUAAACCAGUGCAAGUGUAGCAGCGCUGGGAAUCGUUUUUUUUUUUCUUUCCAUAAUCUGUCAUUUCCUGCCUCUCGUAUUCCUUUAAACUCUAACCCAUGCAGCAAGCAUAGGAAAGUGCACUCUACUUACAUUGUUUAAACACUCUGCAGACUCUCCAGAAAAUGAAGAGGGAACUCCGAGCAAAAAUGGAGCGCGAGAUCCAGGAGCUACAAGAAAUGAUUAUAAAGGCAGACGAAGACGCGUUUUUCCGGGAACUCGAUGCUGACCGUUUAAAGAAGAGACUUGAAAUGGCAUCAUUUCAGUACAGUAAGAGCCACGGUCUGUAGUUUUGCCAAACUACCAGCAGAGGGCACUGGAAGUUAUCUUUCAAUGAGCGCAGAUACUGUUUUAAUUCUUUACUUGCUGUACUACAUGUUGCUAUGCAACACACAACUGCUGCUUUUAUAAUUUGAUCAAUUUACUGUAACUUCAGGCACAUAAUUGACAAUGAAAUAAGUUCCUCCAAACUCUAACUUGUAUUAAUAAUGUAGCCAAAUGCAGAAGUGCCUUAACGUAAACGGAGUUUGUAAAAAUAACCGUAAAGUACCAUCACAGGAUUUUUGUAAUUUUUGAUUUUAACUAUUUAUUUAUAUUGGGAUUUUAACUUAUUUUUUUAUUUUAAUCUGUCUUUGAUUCACUUUUAAAGUAAAAU